Dermacentor silvarum is the source of this 11084-nucleotide messenger RNA. RefSeq names its product XK-related protein 6. The record is from RefSeq and is a predicted model, not a curated record. The transcript has 5 exons. Lineage: Eukaryota; Metazoa; Arthropoda; Arachnida; Ixodida; Ixodidae. Gene Ontology annotation, cellular component: plasma membrane. Bases 503 to 1894 code for a protein of 463 amino acids. Gene Ontology annotation, biological process: engulfment of apoptotic cell; apoptotic process involved in development; phosphatidylserine exposure on apoptotic cell surface.
AGCGAGCUGCGACAAGGGCGUCAAGUUUUUGAUGCAUGCUUUUCUUCACUGCAGUUUCUGUUUCGUUUUCUCCGCGUUCCGCAUCUCUUUCCGGCUACCGCAGAUACGCGUCGGCCGAGCGCGAGCCCCGCCGAUAACGACUCGAAAGAGCCGAGAAUACGACACGGGCAUUCCACGGACGACUGCUGCUAGGACAAGCUUCUGGAAUCCAACAGAACGCGUUUUUCGUUUCACGCUAUCAUCCCUGGCCUUGGCGAGCGCAACUUCUGACAUCAGCAGCCGGCGUUCAAGGGGAAGAGGAACUGGAGCAAAAGGUUGUCACCGGAAGUACACUCACCUUGCACUUCCUCGGCGAGGAGAUGACCGCUGGCUGGCCGACGACGACGCGCGUCGCAAGAUCGUGGCGUCUGCGAGGUAAACAAACCCGUUCGCUCGCGUCCGCACGCCGCCCAAUUCUUUGAUCGGGAGUGGCCGCCCCGACCAACCGGACCGGCGCGUCGCUAUGCUGGCCGCGACGACGCCGAGCCCGCCGAACGGCGGUGCGUACUCGCCACCGGCCGCGGCGUCAACGAUCCGAAUGGACGGCUUCAGGACGAUGGACGACAUCGUCGAAGUGGACGCGGUGUCCGAGUCGCUGUCCUUCUCGCGCUGGGACAAGGCGGUGCUCGUGUUCUCCAUGCUGACCGCGAUCGGCGACGUCUUCGUCGACGCCUGGGUCGCUUACAAGUAUCUGCAGCACGGCAAGUUGGUCUACUUCGCGCUGACGCUCGUGUUCAUUCUCGUGCCGUCGUGGAUCGUCACAUGGAUCAGCCUCAAGUGGUGCCUCAUCCAGACGCGCCACCCCGAGUACGACCAGUACAGGCAGCGGACGUGGCUGGCCGUCGUGCUUCAUGUCUUCCAGCUCGCCAUCGUGUACAGGUACCUGAGUGCAUUGAUCUUCGGCAACAAGAGCCAGAACAAGUCACGCACAAAGACAGACCGUCGCAUCUACUACCAGCUUAUGUUGUGGGAGGACAACGACGCCUCCAUUCUGCGUCUUGUCGAGUCCUUCCUCGAGUCGGUGCCGCAGCUGAUGCUGCAAGUCUACAUUCUCACAACCACUCCAGAUCCUUCUUCGCGGUCACUAGUGCUGGCACAGGUGGUGUCAGUGGCGGUUGGCACGGCAUCGGUGGCCUGGUCGCUGGUGGCUUACGUACGGACGCUGCGCUUCUCGCUGGAGGACUCGCCCAACGUCUCCUGGCUGGGCACCCUAGUCUGCUACUGCUGGCGUUUGAUGGUGCUCAUGCCCCGGAUGACGGCGCUCACCCUGUUCUCGUCGGUGUUCCACUGGGCGCUCUUCAUCGUCUGCGGUGUUCGCUGGCUGCUCAUGUAUGCCUGGCUCAUCAAGUUUGUGCGCAUAGGCCAGUACGACAGCAGGAGUGACAAGCUGUGUUUCAAGGCGGUGCUGGCAGCCGUGUACAUCUUCUGCUUUGUCGACCUGGCACCUGGCAACCGCCGGUUCCGUUAUGCCUUCUUUUAUGCCUUCACCUUUGGCGAGAACGCCCUGCUGCUCGGACUGUGGUACCACUACAAGCAGGGCAGCCACUGGUACGAGACGGUUGCGAUCCUGGGCAGCUUCUGCAGUUUCUGCAUGGGCGUGGUCUUCCUGGUCAUUUACUACCUUCUGCUGCACCCGAACGCUUCCAGCAUUGUGCAGCCCGAGAUGCGAGACGUGAACACCCGCUGCGGUUACACGUCUGACGGGUUGGAGGACUCGCCGGUGGACACGCCCAGUGCGGAGCACAGGUCGCCCCCCGUGUCCUUCUCGCCGACGUCGCUCCCAACGGGGAGUCGUCGGAGACGUCCUUCUACGAGAGCGGCGACUCGCCGUGCUCCGUUCCGGGCUUCAAAGUGACGGCCGUCUGACACACGGCCAAGUCCUCCUCCGGAGGAGGCGACGACUCUGUAAUGCCUGCAUACUCGCCACACGAUUCAAGAGUUUGUGAGUCCAGUCAAGUGGGAACGAACUUUGCAGACGUGCUCUGAAAUCGCGAGUGCACACAGUGUGAUGUGGACUGCGGAGCAGAGGUUGUUGGCUUCCCUGUCAUGCGAGACGCAGGUCAAAGAAAGCCUCACGAAACAGAAGAGAAGUUGCGAAAGCACGCAGCUCCCUAGAGCAGGAUGUGUUGACGUUUGCCAACGAGAUUAUUGGCUGCACUUUUGAAGGAGGCUGGCGUGGCUGCAGUUGGUAAUGGUCUAUGAAUCGAUCGGUCGCUGAUAAUUUAUGCUGUGCAUAUAACUAAGGACUGGACAUUGAGCUGAGAAAAGUGAGGCUUCAAAGUUGCUAGCACAGAAGGGGAAUGACGUCUGAAAUGCCUCUGUCGUCAUUACACGACUCUCAAGUUAGUAUACAUGUUGCGCGGUUGUCUUGCAAGCAUGACUCAAACUUCAAGCCAGCUUUAUGCGUUAUUUCAGCGACUGAAAGUGGUACAAUGAAGAUUGUGUCAGAUUGGCUACACCAUCAUGAAGAAGCUUAGAACUGUGCUCAACUAUGAAGUUGUAGGGUUAUUGCAGGUAGUUCGGAAACUUUAGAAGCACUGCGCACAACUUGAGAACUGCAUGACCAGUUAGGUUAUGAGGAACUUUGGUCAUGUGCAUGCUGAAAGUCAGAAGGUUAUGUUGGUUUGUUGGCUUACAGGGAAGUAAUUGAUCAGUACUGUUAUGGGGGGGGGGGACCAGGCUUCUGCACCUGACGUGCCACUCGUGGUGUCCGAAGCCAUCCUAAUAGGGCAGAAAUGGGGCUCAUUUGUUGGAAAAUGAUUCUGUGUAUUUUAACAACAGGCUGUUGGUACUUGUAACGGACAGUACCCCUGAAAAAUAGGCACAAAUCACAUGGGGGGAUGCCCUCUCAGGUGAUUUAUGUCGAUUUCUUGCGCUACUUUCUGUUACAAGUAUGUCUUGCUCACUAUUGUACACUAGGCUAUGAAAAAGUUUUGCUAGGCUGUUAGUAGUAUUAGUAUGUGCGAUGAUAUUUUCUUAGAAACCAUAGUUGAAUUUGGUUUUCUAGACUAUUUCUCGUAGCCACUCAUUUGCUUCCAAGUCAUGACCUAGGAUGAGCUGAACCAAACUCCUUAAAAAAAAGAAUUCGCAUUGAGAACACCUUAUUUAACUAUUAUGAACUUAUCUGUUUGCGUUAGUACUUGUGAUAUGAGUGACAGGGUUAGUUCCCAGGUGGAAAGUGUUUAAGUAGGCGGGAUUCUUUCUCUCCAGUUGGAUAUCGGCUAUCCUAGUUCAGCCCUGUGUAAGCGUGAGUGAUGCUGGUACGUGCUGUACUUCCAAGAAAGUGGCCAAGCUUUCAGUAUGCAACCGUAAUGUUGUGACUCUGGAAGGGUACCAGGCUGUAUAUGGCCUACAAGGCCAGCAGGGUCAAAUAUAUAGUAAAGCAUAAAUACUAGUUACCACUAGCUGUGACGGCUGAAUGAGGCUAAGGUGAACAUCAUUCUGACAUUUCCUACUCACACACACAUUCAUCCUGCCAUUUGGCAUAUAUUUGGAAAGCUUUUGUGGUGCUCAAUACUGCGUAUCGUACUUUGACUUAUGGUCACAGCCAGCAGAAGUUUGCAUGGGUUUAGUGUGUGUGAUUCCAACUGCAUCAGCCACGCUGUAUAGUACUUGCCAAUUCUUCAAAGUUUUUUAUGUGUAUCACGCAGUACAGAUUUUUGCCAGUCUUUGCCGAAGUCAUGCAUCCAGCUCCAUAUUUGUUCGAAUGACACCAUUCAAGUAAGUUAUGAGUGUAAAUUUUGUAUUUGAAGUUGAAAUGACUGGUUUCAUUGAAGUGGCUAGGUUUUUUAAAGAAGCUUGAGAAGUCGAGGAUGCAUUUCCAGAACAUGGCAAGUGUGGUUAGAGAGAGCACUUGUUCAUAACCUUCGUUACGUCUGUUGUCACAGGAAGCAGAAAGAGCUUGCAGAUCCGCAUUUUAAGGAUCUGUACAAAUUAAAGGCCUCGCAGAAUGCACCGAUACUGAUUUUGUGGAAAUCUGUGCAUAAGUAUGGUGUUCCUUUGAAGUUGGGGAAUCGCACAGGUUAACCUGAUUCCAAGAAGUGUCCAGCAAAUCUAACCUGUGUAAUCUUUGCGGCCAUUAUCCGUGAUUGCUGGGUGACGACCUGUGAACUCUGUCUUUCAAGAUCGCUGCAUCCUAGUUGGGCCUGAAAAGUUGACUUAGAAACUGCAGGAAAGUUAUGAGUGGUUUCAUUUGGUGCUCACAAUGUCCCGUUGAUCAACCAAGCACUCGUCAGACAGAGGCGUGUCAUGUUAUUCAUUUUCUAUUUGAAACAAAAUGUGCUCUUUUCAUUGAUAUGUCACCAUAGCAAGAAUGUCACAAUUUUGUAAGGCUGCUCGAAAUAUUUUGUGAGCGAGCUGACUAGAACAAGGUCAUUUGUACUGUGUGUACUCUUUUUCUUUAUGCCUCCUGGAAUUAAGCUUUUAGCCUGGUCAUGUUAGAUUAAGUUAUGGUAACUAGGUUCUUAGCCUUCACUUGCUCAGAGUGUAGAUCAAGAGCUAAGAGGCCAUUUUUGCAUAUGGUUGUGCUCCUAAAUAGGCAGCUACCUUUCACAUAAUGGUAUCGUCCUAAAACUUGAACUGUGUACAAGAGGUCAGUGCAUUGUGUGUUAUUGUCCGUGUUUCGAGUGUGUCUUGUUGACAAACAAAACCUUUGUGGUGCCUGGUUGUCAAACCUUGGCGGUGUUUGUCACGCUUGAUAUAGCAAUCUGUGCUUUUAUCCCGGAGGUGCUAAGUAUAUAUUGUGCAUCUGCUACUGAUGUGUCGGCACUCAAAUAUGUUUGUUCCACAAUCUUAUCUCGUAGCCUACAUCAUUUGGUUUGGGCACCUGUCUUGUUUGACCAGCAAAAAAAAGAACUUUUCACACCUGACCAUCAGUAGAUUGUUGGUGCUAUCUGCUGGCCAAGCCAGAUUGCCACUGCUACUGGCACUCAUUGUUUUGUUUAGCCUUACAGAAGAUGUCAGCAGCAAUCUGCUUUUCUCAAAGACUUCUUUUUGCCAUUGGAUAGAUGCACAGAGAGCUGUGGCUUUUUAAAGUGACUAACAGUUCAGUGUUCGCUGCGUGGUUAUCAGGUUUUCCCUGUGUUCCUUAUAGCCCGGUCACUCACCGAUUUUCAGUGAUCAUUGGAAUCUAAGGCCAUUGAAAUCCAGUAGCCUCAUUGGCUCCUUCGUGCAAGAUCAUGAAAAGGAGCCAAUGGGGUUAUGGAUGCAUAAUAAGAAUGCUUGUUUGACAGAAGUGCAGUCUGAGUGUAAUGAAUUUUCAAGUAUAACAAAGUAAAUCUAAAAUGUCUUGUGACGAUAUCUGUGUGUAGCGAACAUAUUCAGUAACAUAACAGGAUCGGGGCCGAAACAGCUAUUCACUGUGAGUGGCUCUGUAAACAGUAACAUUUGCACAAAUCGGUUGUUUUUCUUUUUCUUUUUUUGUCGGAAGAACCAGACAAGUGUUGGCACUAAACGCUCCAUGUAGGCUACAAAGUGAAAUUCUGGAGCAAAAUUUGAGUGUCAGCAGAUCAGCAGUAAACACAAAAUAUGCUUUGUUGGGGAGAAACGCAAGGAUUCUAAUCAUGGAUUCUAAUGCGUGGAGACUUUAAUUGUCUCAGAAAUCUGACAGUAUUUGACCGUUCCACCAUGGGCUGCCCAUAACAGAUGAAUGUUGUAUGCCUAUGUGAUGACUGUCUCUGAUUAACAAAGAUAGGGGAUUUGAGAUUAUACAGUUUUUUUGCUGACCAAGCUGGCAGAUAUCAGAAUUUACUUGAUAAUUGUCAAUGUAAUUAUUAAAUAAUAUUUCACUGGUUACCUUUUAAUAACAACUUUAGGGCCAUGUUGUAGCUGCAAUCAGCCAGUACUAAAUGCAUAAUGUUUUGCUAGAGAUUUUGUGCCUAGCUCUAGUAUAAAAAACAAAAAUAGAAAAUAAAACCUACUUAAAAUGUACUGCACUGUGCAUUGCUUUUACAGUUAGGUUUCCUUUAGUUAGGUACCUCCUUAUUUAUUUACAGUAUACUGCAGGCCCUACUCAGGGUCCUUGCAGCAGUAUCAUCAAAAAAGGUUUCAUAACAAGCACUGCUGUAUAAUAGAAGAACAGUAGCGCAUCGUAAAACAUGACCAAAGUUGCCUUUACACAAACAGCAACAAGCUAACAGUGACCACAAUACUCUGUAUGAAAUACUGCAGCAAUCGCCAAACAGGCGAGUACCAGAAACAGCAACAACAAAAAUUUUUGCCAUGAGCAAGCAAUCUACGAAAUGUUGAUUACCAGCAAUGCAUUUCACUGCAUAAUAAUUGUAUCGGUGAUUAUAGCACAGAUGCUAGUGAAGCUUGGUCAGUCAAAGUUAUAAUAUUGCCUUGGGUACCCUAUUUUUAAUAAUCCGAGACAGGCAUUGCAGGAAUGGGCUGUCUAUUCUUCUUCACUGUCGUACACCAGAUGCAUCUCCAAGGCUGUUUUCCUUUUUCCUUUUCUUGACCAUGUUCUAACAUUUUUAUCCUAGACAGCACAUGUCACUUUUGCAUGUGCCAUGUUUUCAAACCUUAUGUGUCACUUUUCAGCUUGUCAUUGCCUUCUGAUGCCAUUUCUAUGGACAUGUGAUGGUUAGCUUACCUCUUGUAAGCUGCCGUCACAGAUUUUGCGCUAGCAUGUCCUGGUGCAAAUAUGUGUGAGUGGCAGGGUCUGUUGAUUGUUCCCUGUCAAUUGGGACAUACUGUAUUCCUUUCAUGGCAUGCUGCUUGUCAUUGAUCAAUUACUUCAUGUUACUGUAAGUUAGCGUAACGAACGCUCUAGUUGUACGCAUAACGCCCAUUUCUGUGUACUAUUUGUCGCAAAGUUUUCCGGGCUUAGUUGCUCACAGCUAAACUAAACAUGACCCAGCAUACGGUGGCAACCAUAUAGAAUAAUAUCUGUGGUGUGGCAUCGUCCAUUGACACUGCGUCUAUUCAUGCCGCGCAGCAGUCACACUGCGAUGACAACUGAAGUGCGUACCAUGGGGUAUUCACUUUAAUCUGUAACUUACAUCGAGCUAAUUUCGGUAAAGAUAACUGUGCAGUCAUCACAUAGUGUAAAAUAAGUGCACUGACACCUUGCUGAGGAUAUGUUCAACAUAGUUGCUGCUUUAGGCCGUGAUGGAGAUAAGUGAUGAUUACCAGCAGCGUUAAGUGGGUAAUCCACUUUAGUGCCUAAGUUCCUUUUGCACUUUUUGCCAUCGCAGGAGGAUAUUGAGCAUGUAGUGUCAGCAUUUAUCUUGCCUCUCUCUUGGUGGCUCAACCAAUUACCGUAAUGCACCAUGGUCACAUGACGGCCCCGAUCGGACCCACAUGUAAGGCAUGCAGCUGCCAAAGUUGUAAGAGAUGAAGGCAUGGUAUGGGUUUAGCAUUUCAGAUGGAGGUGAUGAGUAUCAGGCCAUGGGUUUGCAGUUUCCCGAGAUUCUUACAAGAGUCUCAGUAAAAAGUCCCAAUAACAUUAGAUCAGCCCCAUACCAGGAGUUGCAGCACUGCCACACGACUUUACGACCAUUCUUGGCCAUGGACGCUCUGGCCAGGAAAUUUUUGCGACAAAAAGUAUGUCUCAGUGCCGUUAUGAAGCGUUACCAUUUGUACGUAAAACAUGUGGCGUGCUAUUUUCAUCACAUGUUGUAAUCCUGUACUGAUGUUCCUUUUAAUGUGUUUCACCCGUAGACCCUUUGACUGUCCCUGAUGGAUUAUCAAUUUCACCUUCAUGCACUGAUUCUCAAGAUCCAUCAGAGAUUCUGUUUGCUGCUGAAUCUGGGAUAGCAUGGGGGAUGUGUUUUAUUGCAUGUUUCUUAUCUUUUGUCAGAAUCAAGCUAAUGAACUUGAAAGGGUCAAGGCCUAUUUCUUGGCAUCCUACUCUCAGUCACUGCCAACAAAUUCUACAGGACAAAGUCAUGCUAAAGUAGGUAAUUAGAUUUUAUUGUUUAGGUGAUACGUAUGCUGUUAUGAGUGCGAGAUGUUGCUACAAUAAAAGAUGAUAGAAGAGAACACUUUACACAGCAGUAGCUCAUAACCACAGCCACAUUUAGCUUUAGCUAAUUAACAAUGUAUCUUCAGGGUUUGCUACUGUUUGUGCAUAGUGUACAAAUUUGUCGAUCAGUGUUGCUGCUCGGCUAGGUUAAGAAUGUUUGGCUAAUGCAUAGCUGGCUCACACUUUGUGCACAAGAGUUAACAUGCUAGGUGAUUGUGUCUAAAGCGUUGUUCGGGUGUUUACCGCCUAAGUGUGAGGAUCCAUUAUUGUUUAGAGCGUGCCAAACUUGGUUUGCCAUGACAGUGUCACAAAAAGUGCUUAAGUUGUUGUGGAGCCACCUGGCUUCCUUGUUCACAGAGCUGCAAAACGAGAUUGUAGUGACAGCUGUCAAAGGGACAGAUAUCGAGAUUGAACAACAGAGUUCAGUUGAAUUAAAGACUCCCCCUUUAUUUUAUAACCAGGGUUGCAUCUCGCUUGUCAUUCUGGCAGAUGCGAAAAGAAGUUUCUUCUUGCAUACCUUUCUCGCAUUACGUUAAGAAAUGUGGCUGCGUCAGUGCUCAGUCAUUGCUAAAAUUCAUCUGCGAGAAUCUCGUUUUGCUCAAGUGUUACAUGAUAUAAAGAGGUAGUUAGCAAUGGUUAAGUAGUUAGCUUAAAAUUCAAGCAAGGUUGGAAAGAAGUUGGUGGUGUAGUGGGUAAUACCGACGGAGAGUGUGCUAGUUUUAGGGUUCAAGCCAUCUCCGUGCAUUCAAACCCAGAAUUAAACAUGUAUCUUUCGUGGUCCUGUGAUCUGCUGCAUGUGUAGUUCCGAGGGGACAGGGUAUUUCAUUAUGUAUAGGCUGCAGCACAUUUGGGACGAUGACACACGAAAAACAACACUCCAGAAGGUUCUGGUUACCACAUACAUACUGGUGGGUUAGUUGGUUGCUCAUUAGGGUUAUGCGCAGGGCACUUAGGACGUGGACACCAGAUGGUGCUGCAUAACAUACAGUACUGGUAGGCUUAGUUACUUGCUGUUACGUGGACGCGAAGCACAUUUGGAAUGUUUACAAUUAAAGGAUGCACCAGAGGACUCUGCUUAACACUCCGUAGUGAGCGAGUUGGUUGCUUACCAUCUCAGACGCAGUUUCAUCAUGUUGUGGAAGCUACAGGCAGUUUGUAACCUGGUGCACCUUGGCACCCUGGGCUAAAUCUUCCUGUUUACAUGGUUUCCAUGGCAACUGAGCCCAUCGCUGCAAACUGUCAUUCUUCUCCACCGAAUAUCCCUUCGCCACUGUUCUUCCUCUACGAUCACUUCCUAGUUCUCUUGUUCAUGUGAUGUUAUCUGGCUGCCUAUUUGUGUUGGUGCCAGUUGGAGAAGUUUCUCCACCCGAAUAUUUAUUUCUCCAUGAGUCUUCUGGCUCUUGCAGUAGUAGCUUAUGCCUCAUACAGAACCAAUUCGUAGGUUCUGACAAAUUUUUGAAAAACAGUUUCAAUUUAAUUUUUCAACCCCUUUAAGUGCCACUCAGAGAUUAGGGACAUUAAAUGUUUUGAAAAUGACACUUUUCCUUAUUGCAAAUCUGAGUAUAAAAUUUGUUGUAGAUUCAAAAUGCAUACAUCAUGCCGGUACUUGUGAGCAACAUUUCCUGUGAAAAAUUGAAAAUACAAGACCUCCAUCUCAGAAGUCUUAUCAGUGCCCUGUUAUCAAAAGCCACUGGUUUUCUGUUAUCCAGCACCAAGCCGUCCAAAGGCUAGACGGUUAGGUUAUCCAAUAGCAGUGCUAUUGUGUUGGUUCUGACAAUUGCCAGGAUAUUUCACCUGUUUCCCUCUUAGAGGCAAAAGAGGUAGUUCGAAAAUGGUAUCAGAAUAAGAUGCAAGAACUUGCCUCAUUGCCUACAUUAAAAGAUCUGUAAUGGAUUGUGAUAUUGACUCAGGACUAGUCCUGGCAGUCGCUGUGAAAAAUUAUCGGGACGAGUAAGGCUCACUUUUGGCACUUAAGGGGUUAAGCGACACGGUGUGGAGGGUAUCUCACAUCUUACUGAACCUUUGCGUCUUGUUCUCUUUGUCGAAUAUUUAUUGGCUUUUAACCACGCCAGUCAUUUAGCACAGUAAGUCCUCUAAUAAACUUCGUUCUUCUAGUCAUAUGUGAACAAUUGAUGCCUUCUUUUUUUUUUUUUUGCAAAUUAAAAGCAAAGAGCAGACACAGUUUGCUUACAACAAAUGCCCAUCCUUUUUUUUUUUUUUCAGAAUAUUGUGUAGGCAUGAUACAUAUAUAUUGAUGAUGUUACUGAAGUAUGUGAUUUGCAUUGUGAGUUUGUGGUAGUUACACAUGGAGCAUAACAUUCUUUUAGUCAGCAAAUAGCUCUUCAUUGGCUUACACGCCAAUUCUUUGCCUCUCUAUUGGUCUACCUUGUUGCAUGUUUUGUGCCAAUGCAACAAACCUUUGCUCAUAUUUAGCUCUUGUCAUUUAAGCAUGCUGACAGUUUGUGGCUCAAUAUAGCCUGAUCGCAAAGCUCAUUAUUUACUUCGUAAACACUGAGUUUUGUAUAUUCAAAGCAGUGCUUUGAGAGAGACCCAUCUGAGCUAAGAGACAGUCUUUUCAAGGCUUGCUUCUUUUAUUACGUCAUCUGUGAUUCCACUACAUUCCAUUUGGUGAAGCAGAGCUGUUUUACAGACAGAUACAUUGGUCACUGUUGUGCUCAGGUUUGUCUCAAUAGUGUGCAUAGUCAUAUAUCGCCCAUCUGUGAACUCCAUAAAACACGCCGUGAAUGACAAUUCACUAUGUUCGUACAGCUGUUGAUUGUGGGUUUUGAAAGGUGCGUUUGGCUGCUGUGUUGGAGCAAAAGUUUGAUCCGAGCGGCGUAUGACGUAUCUCUGCAUUUCGGAGGCAGUUCAUGAAGCACUGGUAUACACUGGCACACGCUCAUGUAGUCAUAAUGCACAACAUUCCAGUCAGGGUACUUGCUUGAGAGUGAAGUGGCAGUGUCUUUUUGUUAUUGAGAAGUACGGUGCUUUGUUUAGCUGCAUAGUUUUAAAGUGCAUGUCCAACUAGACAUGUCAGUGGUUUCCUGCUGGAUUUAAUUAAAGAGAGAAGGCAAGACUG